AUGGUAAUGACGCGUCCCUGUGUCUCUGGGUUUGGCGUGUUGCUGGGGUUUCUGCUGGUUCUAGGCUUAUUUGCGUUGCUGGCAGUCGACGCGUCCCGUGCGGCCCCAACUGAAAUCAUUGCCAACGUUUGCCCUACAAUCACAUUGACGGACCACCUUUCUGCGCUCUUCGGGCAUGACACCGAUGUGGCCUCGUCGUACUGUGUGCGCGCGGGUCAGAGGUCGUGGGAUGCGCGUCAGGAGUUUUCUUUGCGAUGGGAGAUGGAGCGGUGGAUUCGCGCCAAUCGCACGGCGGGAAUGUUCCCCGAGAGUUACCAGUUUGUGAGGAAUGAGUUGAGGCAGUUCACAACUCUUCUGCAAGGCGACGAACCGUUACAGGUGCGACAGGAGAAGGAGAUAUACGCCAAGAGAGCCAACGCGACGCUUCGCGAGAUGCCGUGGUUGCUCGUCCCGAACAGUACAUUUGCUGAGGCGCAACAGUUUUAUCACCGAAAUGUGCGGCAGCGACCCAUUAUUCGUUCGUAUCACCUUUCGAGGGAGUUGAGUACGCCGCGGAUAAUCCACGACUACCUUCAGGAAGUAACCGGCUGGUGGGCUGAGGCGGAGAAGCGUGUCUCACGUGAUCCACGGGUCGCCGUUCCGUUGUUGCCGCAGAUUAGCUUAGAUAAAAUUAUCGGCCCCCCAAUAACGACCGCUGACAUUCCUCAGCCUGAAAAGGCUGGCCAUCAUGCGUCAGCUGCGUCAAAACGACUCACCCCAAUGUCGCGUCGCUCAUUUCGUUUCUCUCCCCCGCGUCGGCCCCUUCCCACGGCGUUGGUGUAUUAUUACACAGAGGGUUGUGUUUUUUGUGAGGCGGUGGGUGUGGCCUUUGACAUUCUACCGCUCAUCUACCGACGCCUAUGCGAGUCCGGGCAUCACUCCGUUGUGAGCUGUAGCCCAUUGCUGCUUUUUUUUCGCGCUAGGGGGGAUUUUUUGGGGAAGUGGUUGCCGACGGUUGCGAUCUACGGCGUCAACGCCACACCAUUUCCGGUGUUGCCGCCCUACUCUUCGUAUGUGGCCGAAAUUGAGGAGUUUGAAGAUCCAGUUGACUUCUAUGGCUUCCGUGAGGAGGCGUUGUUUCGAGCCAACAUGACACUGCCAGAGAUACUGGAGCAGCUGGUGGGUCUCCUGGAGAUGUAUGACGUCAUACAGCUGCGGAAGUUUUCCUCAGCCGAGGUUGCAGAGUUGGGCCAGUUGGUUCACGCGAAGACGAAGCAAAAUAAAUGGCAGCAUCAACAAAAAGCAUCAAUGGGAAACGCAUUCAGCUACGCAAGAUUCGUUCUGUCAGCAAGCGACGAGACACGGACAGAAGGAAUGAAAGAAACGAAAGACGAUCUGACAUGGCAAUACCAGCACAUGGUCAAAGUUAAAGCUUAUCUGCACAGUGCUGUGAUGGUCCACAUGUGGGAGUUGUGGGGGAACAGCACGGCGGAGGUCGAGACCAAAGUCCCGCUAAACUGGUCUCAGCUGGAGAUACCAUGGGUUGUGGCUGCUUCUGCCGUACUCUCUGUUGUGUGGCUCGUAGUGUUCAUUUACGCAACAAAGCGUCUCGUGGAUUGGCGAGAAGGAGCCUGA
Molecule: messenger RNA, 1614 nt
Organism: Trypanosoma rangeli
Lineage: Eukaryota; Euglenozoa; Kinetoplastea; Trypanosomatida; Trypanosomatidae
Exons: 1
Coding region: 1-1614 (537 amino acids)
Source: RefSeq, a predicted model, not a curated record